Messenger RNA from Saccoglossus kowalevskii, 1786 nucleotides. Its product is annotated as LIM and SH3 domain protein 1-like. Gene Ontology annotation, molecular function: actin filament binding. Gene Ontology annotation, cellular component: focal adhesion. NCBI's taxonomy places the organism in Eukaryota, Metazoa, Hemichordata, Enteropneusta, Harrimaniidae. The record is from RefSeq and is a predicted model, not a curated record.
CUACGAGUGUCACGUGACAUUUGGGCCAGUCGGUAAAGCCCUAACGCGUAGCAGGAAGUAGUCGCUUUGUAUACCCGUAGUACGAGGAUUUCAAUCCCAGUCGCAGUCCGCGCCAUAGUUUAUUGAAAAUCGCAUUGCCGAGUCGUGGCUUACUGUAACUCUGUCCAGCCGGUGGCGACGUAUACCAAGGCACCAUGAAUCCUCCGUGUGCGCGGUGUAAAAAAACCGUCUAUCCGAUGGAAAAGUUGAACUGCUUGGACAAGAUAUGGCAUAAAGCGUGUUUUACAUGCGAGGAGUGCAAUUUGAAAUUGACCAUGCAGACGUAUAAGGGAUAUAACAAGUUGCCGUACUGCAAAGUACACUACCCGACAACAAAAUUCACAGCAGUGGCCGACACGCCUGAAAACUUGAGACUCAAAAAGCAACAGAAGGCUCAGAGCAGUGUAAGUAAAAGAAUAAUUAGCGAUCACAAGUAUACCAUACACACAUAUAUAAAUAUACAUUGUAUCAUGCAUCGUGCCAUAGAUAUGCACAUGCAUUUGUUUCACAAUCUGAUACAAGAUGACAGAAUAGCGGCUAUUUUAGUAUUAGAAAAGUUAAAUCAACCAUCAAGUAUCCGAACUACAGCUCUUCCCUCUCCACCCCGGACCCCGUCACCCGAACCAGCACCAAUACCAACACGAUCAGUUCCACCACCACAACCCAGAUACCGCGCAUUGUACGAUUAUGACGCCACGGACAGUGACGAAGUAACCUUCAUCGAAGGCGACACGUUUAUUAAUAUCGAGGUGGUAGAUGCCGGGUGGUUGUCAGGCACCAACGAAAGAAAUGGACAGGAGGGUAUGCUUCCCGCUAACUACGUGGAACAGAUAUAACUUUGUGUUUUGAAUUACCGCCACAAAAAUAUGUGUGCUCACAUUUUGUAUCUCUACAUUCGUAGUUACACAUCGGCACUUCACAAUUCUUUGUGUAAAUAAUAUUAUCAGGAAAAUGCCAGCCAUAAAAUGCGUAUAUAUUUAGAAAAUUCACAAUCGUAAUAAUCAAUGAAUACUUUUUUUUUUAAAUGCGAAAUUGUUUAUACAUAAACCUUUAUCUGUUGAGGUCCUAUUCGUGUAUUUUAUAUCAUUUCCUCGUAUUUCCGUGUAAAUAAUUUCAAAGCAUAGACUGGAUGAUACACAUAUUUUGCCAAUGCACAAUCAUAAUAAUCAACCCGAAUCUCACAGAUCCAAAACUGCUGUCUAAACAAACGAACAUUUAUAUAGAAAACGGCUCGCAAAUUGUUUUUAAAUUAACUUUAUGGUGUACCGGCAUAUUGAAUUUUCUUCACUUUGCAUCGUAUGAGUGAGAAUAGUCACGACACGCAGUGAAACUGAUGAAAAAAAAACGUCCAGUUUUUGAAAUGUUUAAAUGAUAUAAAAUAACAUCAUCCUGGAGGUAGAUUAUAAUUAGAAUUACGUCAUUCGCAUUGUAAGACAGGGAGUUGAUAUUAUUCAAAAAGAUUUAUAAAAAAUACGUAUUUGUUUUGAAUUUUUGUUUUUAAUAUAAUAAAACUGUAUUACACUUAAUAACUUACUCGUAAGGUGAGUCAGUCUCGUGUUUCAGUGAUAAACGAGCAAAAGACGACUUCGGGGUUUGAGAGAGAGAGAGGAGAUGAUGACUUGAAACUUUCUUCUGAUUAUGUUCAACAUUUUUCAUUCUGUAUUUAAUAUCUAACAUGUAUCCAUUAAUUCUUGACAAUUGUAACAUUAAUAAGACUAAAUCUAAAUAAAUGGUAUUCCUAUGAAAG